Molecule: messenger RNA, 3069 nt
Organism: Pedinophyceae sp. YPF-701
Lineage: Eukaryota; Viridiplantae; Chlorophyta; Pedinophyceae
Source: the annotation of a GenBank genome assembly
AUGGCCACCGCCGGGCAUGCAGGGGCUCGAGCCACGCGCGCGACGCUGGAUUCGGAGGACGAUGACUUUGUCUUCUUCGGGACCGCGCUUCAGAAGGGAGACGAUGUCAGAGGCAGCCAAUAUAGGACGCGGGUGCAGGACCCGGCCGUCACGAAGGGGAAGCCGGUCCACGAGCAGGUCGUCACCGACGAGCAGGGUCGGCGGCGGUUCCACGGCGCGUUCACGGGCGGCUUCAGUGCAGGGUACUUCAACACGGUCGGGUCUGAGGCGGGGUGGACGCCGUCGGCGUUCGUGUCCUCGCGCGGCGCCAGGGCCAAGGUUGCGCAGGCCAGCGUCGAGGACUACUACGACGACGACGAGCUGCGGGAGGCGAAGAAGACGACGCUGACGGCGCGCACGGAGUUCGACACGUUCGGGGACCACGCGACGGAGGCGGAGCGGCGGCGGACGGAGAAGGACGUGGCAGCGGGGCGGUCGGUGGCGGCGACGCUGGCGGCGGAGGGGGCGCUGGGCGCGCUCCUCGCGGGCGGGAGCGGCGCGGGGGAGGGCGUGGGGGCGGAGCUGCUCGUCAAGAUGGGCUGGCGGAAGGGCAAGGGGCUCGGGCGCAAGGACUCGUCGUGGGCGGGACAGCAGGGCACCGACAACACGGAGGUCUUCCGGACAAAGCCCAAGCGGGACCGGUUCGGCCUGGCGUACGACCCCUACGCUGGGCGGUACGCGGAGGUCAAGGAGAUCCGCGACGGCGCCGCCGCGAAGAAGAAGGAGGCGCUGCAGUCGCGGCGUGCGCGCGGCACCGCGUUCGGCACCGGGGCCUUCGACGAGGACACCAUGUUCGGCGAGGCCGACGACUACUACGAGGACGAGGACGCCGGCCCCGGCCGCGGCGGCCUCGGCGCGCUGCCGACCUCGCACCCUCUGUCCCGCGGGGGCGCGGGCGCGCUCGGUCUCGGCGCGGACGGGUUCGCGAAGCUGCGGGGCCGCGGCGCGCGGCCGAUGCUGACCAGCGGCGUGAGCUUCGAGGAGGUCGACCCGCACGCGCGCGCCCUGCCGGACCCGGCCGCCCCGGACGGCCAGCGCAUGCUGUCGCUCACCGCCCCGGGGGAGACCGGGGCGCGGCUCCGCGGGCUCGCGCCCCGGCGCGAAUCCUUCAUCGCGGGGUUCCUCAUGGCGGACGAGGAGGAGCCACCGCCGCGCAUGGAGCCGCCGCGCGUCCCGCGGUCGUUCACCCCGCGACACACCUUCCCGCCGCAGCCACCGCCGCGCGCGCCGUCGCCGCCGCGGCAACGCGGGGCCACGGCCGUGCAGGCCGCCGCCGCGCGGCCGCCGCCCCCCGACGACGCGGCGCUGCGGAAGGCCAUCGAGACGCUCGCGACGUUCGUGGCGCGCAACGGGCCUGCGCUGGAGGACAUAGCACGCGUGCGCAACGCGGACGACGAGCGGUUCCGGUUCCUGCGGGGCGGGGACGGCGCGGAGUACUACCGCUGGGUGGUCGCGAGGGCGCGGGAGGCGGUGCAGGUCGCCGGGGCGAUGUCGCGCAUCGGCCAGCGGGCAGCACCCUACAUGGGCGACGGAGCGGCGGUUCCCACGGGGCCGCCGCCGGCGGCGGCUCCGCGUCGGGAAGAUCACGGCCCAGGUCCGCAGCGGAGCGCUCCGCUCGGCAGCAUCGCGCAGGGGGACCGGGAGCGGCUGCUGGCGUCCCUGAGUCAGAAGUUCGUCAAAGGGACCGUGGAGGGCGUGCAGGGGAGCCUUGACGUCGGAGAGGGUGGCCUGCGGCCAGGCGGGGCCCUGUCCGGGCUGCCGAAGCCAGCGGCGCCGGUGGUGCCGGAGCCGUCGGCUGGGAAGCCGGGCGCGCUGGAGGUGCGGCGGUGGGAGGAGGAGUGGCGCCCCGUGCCCGUCGUGUGCAAGCGGUUCGGCGUCCGCGAUCCGUUCAAGGGCAAGCCGCGUGCUGGCGCAGCGGGCGGCGCCGUGCCGCGCUCCCACACGGACACAAUCUCGCUGCCGGAGACGCAGCGCAUGCUCGCGGAGGGCCGCGUGCCCGCCGCGGAGCCCGCUGCCGCGGCCCCGCAAGCUCCAGAGACGGCGCAGGAUCGAUCGUUCCCGCCGCCCCCGCCCGUGCGGGCAGCGCCUGAGCCUGCGUACCCUGCGCCGCCACCAGUGGCCCCGCCGCAGCCCAGCGGGGAGGCCGGCGGCACCGGCGACCAGGCCGAUGACUUCCUCGCGUCCAUGGGGUUCGCAGCCGCCGCGCAGGCGCCGCCACCGCAGCCUGGCAGCGCACCACCGCCGCCUGCACUAACACAUCCCUCCUUUCCGCCUCCACCGACGCCGCCCGCGCCGCCGCCCGCGGUUGGGCCAUCGAACGCGGUCGAAGGUGCUGCGGGGAGCGCGCCGGGGGCGCCCGAGAGCGCACCUGCGCCAGCACCGCCCCCGAUAGAGCGGCCGCUGGACGUGUUCCGCGCCAUCUUCCAGGACUCGGACUCGGACGAAGACGCGGACGAGGCCGACGACGGAGAGCAGCGGCGCGGUGAGGGAGCAGGAGACGGCCGCCAGGUGGCGGCAGAACGAGCAGCGUCGCCGAAAGGCCCCAGCGCUGGCGGGCCGGCGCGGGAACGCUCGAGAUCGGCGUCGCCGUCCGCUGCGUCGUCGUCGUCGGGAUCGUCGUCGUCGUCUUCGGACUCUGGCUCUUCGUCGGGGCGCGGCGGCGGGGAGGGUUCCGGCCCGCGCAGCGUCGCCGACCUCCAGCGGCAGUUGCAGGAGCUGCAGGGGCGGAAGGGGACGUCGGCGGGGCCGGAGCGCCUGACGACGGCGGAGCGGGGUCUGCUCGAGAUCGUGUCGGCGCUGGACCGGCACCGGAGCGGGAAGCGGCGGCGCGGGCACGACGACGAAAAGCGCAGGAAGGACUCGAAACGGCGGCGGCGGGAGAAGGAGGAGCGGCGCAAGGGGAAGCGGGGGAAGGACAAGAAGGAGAAGAGGAAGAAGCGGUCGCGCGAGGAUCGGGGGAGCGACCGCGGGCGGCGGGACCGCAAGGAGGAGCGCUCGGACAGGCGGCGCAGCAAGUCGUCGCGCAGGUAA